Electrophorus electricus (electric eel) is the source of this 3352-nucleotide messenger RNA. RefSeq names its product importin 8 (gene ipo8). Gene Ontology annotation, cellular component: cytosol; nuclear envelope. The record is from RefSeq and is a predicted model, not a curated record. Gene Ontology annotation, molecular function: small GTPase binding. Lineage: Eukaryota; Metazoa; Chordata; Actinopteri; Gymnotiformes; Gymnotidae. Gene Ontology annotation, biological process: protein import into nucleus.
GGUCGGUCUAUGAAACCACCACAGCGCACGUACGAGUUAUCCAGCCAGCUUGCCAAGUUAGCUCGCCAGUAGUCAAAAAAAGUUGCGACUUAUUCUAAAGUUAGCUUGCAAUUUGUCAAAAAAGGUGCGUUUUAUCCCGCCGUUCCGGGCUCGAUGGAUCCCAACCGAAUCAUCCAGGCUCUGAAAGGCACCAUCGACCCCAGCCUCAGGAUCGCGGCUGAGGGCGAGCUCAACCAGUCCUACAAGAUCAUCAACUUUGCGCCGACUCUGCUGCAGAUCAUUGUGUCGGAGCAGGUGGAGUUCCCUGUGCGCCAGGCAGCCGCCAUCUACCUUAAGAACAUGGUGAGCCAGUACUGGCAGGACCGGGAGCCCUCGCUGGGAGAGGUGGUGUUCCCCUUCAACAUCCAUGAGAAUGACCGCGGCCAGAUCCGCAACAACAUGGUGGAGGCCAUCAUACAGUGCCCCGAGUCCAUACGGGCCCAGCUUACAGUCUGCUUGCGUGCCAUCAUAAAGCAUGACUUCCCUGGCCGCUGGACUGGCAUCGUGGACAAGAUCAGCGUGUACCUCCAGUCCCAGAACAGUGGAAGCUGGUACGGCAGCCUGCUAGCCCUCUAUCAGCUUGUCAAGACCUACGAGUUUCGGAAGGCGGAGGAGAGGGCUCCACUGCUGGCUGCUAUGCAGCUCUUCCUUCCUCGGAUCCAGCAGCUACUGUCCCAGUUGCUGCCCGACGCCACAGUCUUCUCCGUACUCAUCCAGAAACAGAUCCUCAAGAUAUUCCAUGCACUCGUGCAGUAUUCACUGCCUCUUCAGCUCCUUAGCAACACAGUCAUGACCCAGUGGAUGGAGAUCCUCAGGGCUGUCGUGGAUCGGGAGGUCCCUCCAGAGACCCUGGAGGUGGACGAAGACGAUCGGCCAGAGUUGGUGUGGUGGAAGUGUAAGAAGUGGGCCAUGCACAUCCUCACCAGGCUCUUUGAGAGGUAUGGGAGCCCGGGCAACGUGACGAAGGAAUACUUCGAGUUUGCUGAUUUUUUCUUGAAAACAUAUGCUGUCGGAAUACAACAGGUCAUGCUGAAGGUGGUUGAGCAGCACAGGCAGAAGCUGUAUGUGAGCGCGCGGGUUCUGCAGCAGGUGCUCAGCUACCUGACUCAGUGCCUCUACCACUCCCUCACCUGGAAGGCCAUGAAGCCCCACAUGCAGACUGUAGCUCAGGACGUGGUGUUCCCUCUCAUGUGCUACAAGGACGAGGAUGAGAAGCUAUGGCAGGAGGACCCAUACGAGUACAUCCGCAUGAAAUUCAAUAUGUACGAUGACCACGUGUUCCCUGCUACGGCGGCUCAGACUCUGCUGUGCAAGGCGUCCAGGAUGAGGAGAGAGGUUCUUCCUCAGAUGAUGGAGUUCUGCCACCAGAUUUUGGUUGACCCCAACAUUGACCCCCGCAGGAAGGAUGGGGCACUGCACGUCAUUGGUGCUUUAGCUGAUCCAUUGCUGAAGAAGCGUGUAUACAGAGAUCAGAUGGAGCUUCUCUUACAGAACUAUGUGUUUCCUUUGCUCAACUCAAGCCUAGGAUACCUGCGUGCCAGGUCCUGCUGGGUUCUGCACUGCUUCAGCACUCUAAAGUUCCACAAUGAGUUGGUGCUGAGGAACGCCGUGGAGCUGGUGAAGCAGGACCUCAUCGCCGACCAGGAGAUGCCCGUCAAAGUAGAGGCAGCCAUCGCCCUGCAGACUCUGGUCAGCAACCAGGAACAAGCCAAGAUCUACAUCAGGCCCUUCAUCAGGCCCGUGAUGCAUGAAUUGUUACACGUUAUCAAAGAGACGGAGAACGACGACCUCACGAGCGUCAUCCAGAAGAUGAUCUGUGAAUACAACCAGGAAGUGGCCCUGAUAGCUGUGGACAUGACCCAGAACCUGGCGGAGAUCUUCAGUAAGGUCCUGCAGAGUGAGGAGUAUGAGGAGAGUGAGGACAAGACCGUGAUGGCACUGGGCAUCCUAAGCACCAUCGACACCAUCCUCACUGUCAUGGAGGACCACAAAGAGAUCAGCCCACAGCUGGAAGGGAUCUGCCUGCAGGUGAUCGGCCUGGUUGUACAGAAGCCCAUCAUAGGUAUGGCAGAGUUCUACGAGGAGAUUCUGUCGCUGGCGUUCGGCCUCACCUGCCAGACGAUCUCCCCUCAGAUGUGGCAGCUGCUGGGUGUGCUCUACGACGUCUUCCAGCACGACUGCUUCGACUACUUCACAGAUAUGAUGCCACUCUUGCACAAUUACGUGACCGUAGACACGGACACUCUGCUCUCCACGCCCAAGCACCUGGAGGUUAUCUACACCAUGUGUAAAAAGGUGCUAACGAGCGAUGCGGGGGAGGAUGCAGAGUGCCACGCUGCCAAGCUGCUGGAGGUCAUCAUCCUGCAGUGUCGUGGGCGGGGCAUCGACCAGUGCAUCCCCCUGUUCGUGGAGGCCGUGCUGGAGCGGUUGACGCGUGGUGUGAAGUCCACGGAGCUGCGCACCAUGUGUCUGCAGGUGGCCAUCGCCGCACUGUACUACAGCCCUGCCCUGCUCAUGCACACGCUGGAGAGCAUGCGCUUUCCGCACUGCACCGAGCCCAUCACGGCCCAGUUCAUCAACCAGUGGAUGAGCGACACCGAGUUCUUCCUCGGCCUGCACGACCGUAAGAUGUGCAUCAUCGGGCUGAGCCUCCUGAUGGAGGCGUCUGGCCGGCCGGCGGUGGUGGAGAGGGUCGCCGCUCAGAUCAUCCCCUCCAUCCUGCUCCUCUUCUUGGGCCUCAAGCACAUCUACGCUUCGCGGGUCCUCGCCAAGCCUGAGCAGCUGUCCAGGGCACAGGGCGCCGACGAGGACGAGGACGAAGAGAUCCCGAGCGAUGAAGACGAGGUCGGGGAGAAAGGUUCUGGCGUGCAGCCUGCGAGCACGCCCAGUGGGAACGACGACGAAGACGAAGAUGACGAAGAUGACGAUUACUGGGAUGAUGACGGUCUGGAGGGCACUGCACUGGAGGAGUACAGCACGCCACUAGACUACGACAACGGCGAGGACGAGUAUCUGUUCUUUUCUGCCUCACUGCUUCGGGUGCAGAGCUCUGAUGUGAACUGGUAUCAGUCACUAACGCAGUCCCUCAGUGAUGACCAGAAGAAACAGCUGCAGGAGAUUUACAGCCUGGCCCAGCAGAGGAAGAGCACUGGAGGCAAGAGCCUGUGGCCCAUUCUGCUGUUUGUGUGAGGUGGCGAAGCAGAGGAUGGAUUGUGAGUUUGGAUCAGCUACGGUUUUAACCACAGAACUGCUCCCGACUUCACCCAGACACGUCAGCCCAAGCAUGCCCAACGGAGAGCUGCCUCGGCCAGGA